Molecule: messenger RNA, 685 nt
Organism: Moneuplotes crassus
Lineage: Eukaryota; Ciliophora; Spirotrichea; Euplotida; Euplotidae
Source: the annotation of a GenBank genome assembly
UUAUUAUAUAAAGAUGUUCGCUACUACUCUUAAAAGAAUAUCAGCAAAGAAAUUCUUGACUCCUCAAUCAGUACGUUUCAUGAGCACUCUGCCAGUAAUCGAAACUAUUGAGGGACAUAAACCACCUUCAAAAGACGAUAGUGUUGAGGGAAGAUAUGCCACUGUGUUAUUUACUUGUGCCUCAAAAGCUAACUCUCUCCAUAAAAUUUAUGAAGAUAUGCACACCCUCUCUGAGUUGUACAAGAACUCAGAGGCUUUGCGAACCUUGACCCAAAACUCCGGCCUUUCCGUCUCCGAAGUCUCCAUCCUCAACGACGCCUUGAGAGAUGUCGGAGAGAUCCAGGACUUGACCUCCAGAUUUAUAGAAGUUUUAGCCGAAAACAAGAGACUCAACAAUUUAGCCAAAGUUGCUGACAAAUACCAAAAGUUGUACCAGGAGCUUAAUAAAGAAGAAAAGAUGACCAUUUACUCCGCCAGAGAGCUCUCUCAUGACCAAAAGGACCAAGUUCUUGCUGCUUUGAAAGAAAACCCAGACAACGCUGACAAGCACUUUAUUAUUGAUUUUGAGGUUGAUAAAACCAUCAGAGGUGGACUUGUACUUUAUACAGAGACAGAAUAUAUGGACAUGUCAUUGACUUCCAGAAUUAAUAGAAUCAGACAAGAAGUAAACUUCCUCACCUCUUAA